Molecule: messenger RNA, 1165 nt
Organism: Gadus macrocephalus (Pacific cod)
Lineage: Eukaryota; Metazoa; Chordata; Actinopteri; Gadiformes; Gadidae
Product: sorting nexin-10B-like
Exons: 4
Coding region: 14-640 (208 amino acids)
Biological process (GO): intracellular protein transport
Molecular function (GO): phosphatidylinositol binding
Source: RefSeq, a predicted model, not a curated record
UUAGUACUUUACUAUGAAGAGCCAUGUGAGACACUUCUUUGGUGGGGGGUUUCCUAUGGUCGCACUUCCUCAAUACGACAUUAGAAAAGUUCCCUUUUUGGUAUUCUGGUUACAACUGCCUGCUUCUCACACAAUGCAACAGGACAUCAGCGUCUGGGUUCGGGACCCGAGGAUCCAGAACACCGACUUCUGGCACGCCUAUAUAGACUACGAAAUAUGUUUACUUACUAACAGUCUUUGCUUCACCAAGAAGAUCUCGUGUACAAGGAGGCGGUUCAGCGAGUUUGUAUGGCUGAGGCAAAGACUCCAGGUGCAUUCACUGCUCAUCAAGCUCCCACAGAUGCCGCCGAAGAACCUGUUUUUCAGUCUGAACAGCGCCCGGCAGAUUUCUGAGCGAAUGAAGGGGCUUCAGACCUUCCUGGAGCAGAUCCUGGUGAGCCCCUACCUGCUGUCGGACAGCUGUGUUCAUCUGUUCCUGCAGUCCCGCCUCAGCGUGGCCCAGAUGGACGCCUGUGUGGCGGGCCGGACACGCUACUCUGUGGCCCAGGCCAUCGAGCGUGGGGGGCAGAGCCUUCCCCGCUUCCCCUCUACAGAGGACCUGAACCAGGGCUCUUCCUCCUCCUCUUACUCUAACAUGUAGCAAGAGGCUAGUGUGUAUGUGUAUAUGUGUCGCACCUGACAUCAUUUGUGCAUUUCUAGAAGAGAUUUUAUGUUAUGUUAUGUUUCACUCCCCUCUUCUGUUAUUUUUGAGUACUUAGAAAAUAGCUAUCUGAAUAAAAAGGUACUGUAAUAUUGUUGUUAUUAUUUUUACUAUUACUAUUAUUACUAAUAGUAGUAGUAGUUUUAUCGGGGUGCUGCAGGACUACGGUAAAGACUGUAGUAGUAAGCUAAUGAUAUGGCUGCUUCUUGGUCUAAUUGUUUGUUAGUUCUAGUCCGGUACUCUCAGUUCCAGACCCCAGCAGUAUGGACGGAGCCCUGAACACAGAACAGACUGAACCAUCGGAUGCAAGAGGAUCUAUACAAUAGGAAACCUUCUUGAUAUCCUCUGUCUUGUCUUGAAAACAUUUCCAUGAAAUAAUUGAUUUACACAUUGUGGCCAUUUGGACUCCUGUGGCCUCAGCACCUUGUUAUGUAAACUUUACACUGCAUAUUAUUUUCCACUGUU